Drosophila virilis is the source of this 954-nucleotide messenger RNA. Its product is annotated as dynein light chain Tctex-type protein 2B. Gene Ontology annotation, molecular function: dynein intermediate chain binding. NCBI's taxonomy places the organism in Eukaryota, Metazoa, Arthropoda, Insecta, Diptera, Drosophilidae. Gene Ontology annotation, biological process: microtubule-based movement. Gene Ontology annotation, cellular component: cytoplasm; cytoplasmic dynein complex. The record is from RefSeq and is a predicted model, not a curated record.
CUGCAAAUACCCAUCUCUAUUAAGAAACCAAAAUCCAAUAAACGCGGUUUCGCUAUAUUUGUUAAUAGAAAUAAACUCUAAAAGUAGCUGUUGUCGUUUGUAUAAACUGUAAUCUCUUCCUUAAACUGGACAAAUAUGCCUGAAGAAAGGCUAAGCAAGAAUUCGAAUGUGCCCGACGGGUCAAUUCAAAAAACAGCAAGCAACUCAAUCUCGCAGAAUAAAAAACAGACACCCUUUGCGUCUGCGCAGCUAUCCGCGGAUGCAGAGCUGGAAGAUGAACCGGCAGGCCAGCCUGCGGCUUACAGUAUGCGACCAGCAUUUGGCGAAUCUUUUCCGUUGCCAAUAGUUAAAAGCAUUAUAAACAGCGUAAUGGCUGAAAAACUUAAGGACAAAAUAUACGACAAGGACAUUGCUAAAAUCUGGACGCGUGAAAUAGCCGACGAAGUGAAUCAGCAGAUUGCUGCGAGUCCCAAAGUCAAGCGUUAUAAGCACGUAGUGCAGGUGAUGAUGGGCCAAGAGCUGGGCGCUGGUGCCACCUACUUAUCUCGCUGCUGUUGGGAUUGCGACUGCGACACGUCCGUUACGGAGGUGUUUAGUAAUACGAGCCUGUUUUGCGUGUGCACCGUAUUCGGAACGUAUCAGUACUGAAGCGGAGCUGGGCAAACAACUGAAGGCUUCAAGCACAAUUUAUAAAUACCAAAGCUAGGAACGGGACAUAUGUAAAGGUAUUUUCCUAAUUGUAGUAAUCUUACAUUGGCGCAAGAAAGAGAUGAAGAUUGCCAUUAGGUUUAAUCAGCUUCUGGCACCUUGCACUUGCCAUAUAUAUACAUAUAUAUAGAUAUGUUAUGAUUAUCUAAGCGCUUGCUUACAUAUACAUACGUAGACAAUUUAAUUUAUAACAAACGCACACAACAAUUGUGUUUAGAAAAAGUGAGAAUCAUUUAUAAAAGAAAA